CCUCUCAGUCGCUCGGAAUUUUCGGCUCCGGCGGAGAAUCGCCGGAAAGAGGUCGAGGCGAUAAAAACGGGUCCGGGAUCGGGAGGAGAAGCCGAAGCAACGACUCCGGGGCUUGGACGCGUCCACACACAGCGAGCUGCUUCCCGCGGGGCUUCAUCAUGGAGGCUGAACUAUGACGUGUUGUGUAGCUGCGGACAACUGAGUGAACCAUGGCGCAGUUCCCCACCACAUUCACAGCAGGUCCAGAUGUGUUUCUGAUCUCAGUGGAUGAGAGAGUCAAAUAUGAUCAGCAGUUUCACAGCCUCGCUCCGACCGCAGGGGGUUACAUCACAGGUGACCAGGCCAGGAACUUCUUCCUCCAGUCAGGGCUACCCCCUCCUGUCCUGGCCCAGAUCUGGGCUCUGGCUGACAUGAACAGUGAUGGCCGAAUGGAUAUCUACGAGUUCUCUAUCGCCAUGAAACUCAUCAAGCUCAAACUCCAGGGUCACCCGCUGCCCCCUUCGCUUCCUCCCAGUAUGAAACAACCCCCCCUGCCUUUACCCCCACAGGGCGGCUUUGGCAUGCCCCCCAUGCCCCCCAUGGUUACCAUCCCAGCUCCUCUUUCAGCCGUGCCCCCUCUACCCCUACCCCCUCUGCCGGUCGGGCUGUCUCCCCCACUGGUCUCAUCUGCCCCGCCUCCCCUCCCCCAGCCCAUCGCCAAUGGAGCUCCUCCCACAGGCAUGAUCCCGCCCAUCUCAGGCUUCCCCCACCCAGCUCAACCUGUCAACAAGUCGACUUCAUUCAAUCGUUCCAGUGCUAAGCUGCAGAAGGUAGCAUCAUUUGAUGCUGCUAGCAGUCUGCCCCCCUGUGAUUGGGCCGUUCCUCAGUCCUCAAGGCUGAAGUACAGACAGCUUUUUAAUUCACACGACAAGAUGAUGAGUGGACACCUCACAGGUCCACAGGCUCGCACUAUCCUGAUGCAGUCCAGUCUUCCUCAGGGCCAGUUGGCCACAAUAUGGAGUCUGUCAGAUAUCGACCAGGAUGGAAAACUGACGGCUGAGGAGUUCAUCUUGGCCAUGCACCUCAUAGAUAUGGCCAUGUCAGGGUUACCGCUGCCCCCUGUGUUACCACCAGAUUACCUCCCACCCACAUUCAGGCGUGUGCGGAGCGACAGUGUUCAGUCGGAGCAGAAGUUCGUUCCGGAGGAAUUGGAGGAGGAGCUCGAGAGCAGCCAAGAUAAGAAACUACCAGUGACAUUUGAGGAUAAGAAGAGGGAAAACUUUGAGCGAGGAAACCUGGAGUUGGAGAAGAGACGUCAGGCUCUGCAGGAGCUACAGAGGAAAGAGCAGGAGCGACUGGCUACUAUCGAGAGAGAGGAGCAGGACCGGAAGGAGCGUGAGCGUCUCGAGCAGGAGAGGAGACGACAACAUGAACUGGAAAAGCAGCUGGAGAAACAGAGAGACCUGGAGAGGCAGAGAGAGGAUGAGAGACGCAAAGAGAUUGAGAGAAGAGAGGCUGCUAAACGUGAAUUAGAGCGCCAGCGUCAGUUGGAGUGGGAGCGUCAACGACGGCAGGAGCUUCUGACUCAAAGGAACCGAGAGCAGGAGAGUAUCGUGCUGCUCAAAGCCAGGAAGAAGACCCUGGAGUUUGAACUGGAGGCCCUGAAUGAUAAGAAGUCCCAGCUAGAGGGCAAACUGAAGGAUGUUCGGUUUCGUCUGUCAGCUCAGCGGAGAGAAGUGGAGCAGACCAAUCAGACGAGAGAAACACGCAUCGCUGAAAUCACCCUGUUACAACAGCAGCUGCAGGACUCACAGCAGUGGCUCGGGAGGCUAAUUCCUGAUAAACAGUGUCUCAACGACCAGUUGACACAGGUUCAACAGAACAGCUUGCACCGUGACAGUCUGUCCUCCCUGCAGAAGGCUGUGGAGCAGAAGGAAACCAGCAGAGAGCAGCUACGAGAGCAGCUGAAUGCUGUGGAGAGAGAGACGAGGGCCAAACUGCUGGAAAUAGACGCGUUCAACACUCAGCUGAAGGAGCUGCGGGAGAUCCACAGCCGGCAGCAGCGACAUAGACAGAGAGAGCUGGAGGGAGACACACACUCACUGACACACACACACUCUCACAUACACACUCCGAUCGAGAGGCAGUCUGCGGAGCUGCACAAGAGCAGGUUGUCUUCAGACGAAGGUGUGAGCUGGAGGGAUGAUGAAGCAGGAAUGUCUGCCCCCGAUCCUCCGAGCCCAACCUCCAUCUCUGCACCUGACGCCUGGCUGAACAGAGUGACCCUUGAAGAGGAGGAGAGGAAGAGGAGAGGGAUGGAGGAGGAAGAAGAGGGCCGGAAUAGUGCAGGGUCGGUAGAAGAGUUGGAGGACGAGGGAAGAAGCAAGAAGGACAUGCAAGAUAAAUUAAGCAAGCUGUUCGGCCAGCCGGCUGAUCCCUGGGGCUCAUCAGUGGAGAAGACUCCCGGACCCAGUCUCUUUGACCAGAAUACAGUGGCCAGCGGCUUCGACCAGCAUCAGCCGCCUCAGUUUCAACCGCCGCAGCAUCAGCCGCCGCAGCAUCAGCCGCCGCAGCAUCAGCCGCCACAGCAUCAGCCACCACAGCAUCAGCCAACGCAGCAUCAGCCAACGCAGCAUCAGCCAACGCAGCAUCAGCCACCGCAGUUUCAACCACCGCAGCAUCAGCCACCACAACAUCCACCGCAGCAUCCGCCGCAGCAUCAGCAUUCCCAGCAGCAGCCGCCGGUGAAGGUGGUGUACUACAGGUCUCUGUACCCAUUUGAUGCCCGCAGCCAUGAUGAGAUCAGUAUCGCUCCCGGAGACGUCAUCAUGGUGAAGGGGGAAUGGGUGGACGAGUCUCAAACAGGUGAACCCGGCUGGCUGGGCGGAGAGCUCAGGGGCAGGACGGGUUGGUUUCCAGCCAAUUACGCAGAGCGUAUUCCAGACAGCGAAGCACCGAUCAACCUCCGCGCCACCGCCUCAGUCACACCCACGUCUGCCCAGCAGCCAAUGACAACGCCUCCUCCAGCACCUGGACACGCCCCCUCAUCAGCACCCUCCGCAAACAGUAACUGGGCCGACUUCAACACAACUUGGCCCUCUAAUACAGCCAGCCAAUCAGAGAGCGAGGGAUGGGAUGCAUGGCCGACCUCUUCAACCAAUCAGAAUCCAUCGCUCAGCGUUCCCUCAGCGCAACUACGGCAACGCUCUGCCUUCACACCGGCUACCAUGACGACCGGCUCCUCUCCCUCACCGGUGCUGGGACAGGGGGAGAAGGUCGAGGGUCUUCAGGCUCAGGCUUUGUAUCCCUGGAGGGCGAAGAAGGACAACCACCUGAACUUCAACAAAAAUGAGAUAAUAACAGUGUUGGAGCAGCAGGACAUGUGGUGGUUGGGUGAACUGCAGACUGGACAGAGAGGCUGGUUCCCCAAAAGCUACGUGAAGCUCAUCUCCGCCAGCGCGACGCCUCCGGUUGUUAUCGCAGCGCGCAGCAAAAACACCAGUGAGUCCGGGGUAUCAGAGAGUCCGCCCAAUGGGAAGCGACCCUCCCCUUCCCCGACAAAACCCUCCGACUCUGGUGAAGAGUAUGUGGCCAUGUACACGUACGAGAGCAGUGAACAAGGCGACCUGAGCUUCCAGCAGGGAGACGUCGUCAUCGUGACCAGGAAAGAAGGCGAUUGGUGGACAGGCGUAGUCGGCGGCAAAACUGGAGUCUUCCCAUCCAAUUACGUUAAACCUCGAGACUCUGCAUCAGAUUCUUUGGGACCAGCAGGGAAGACGGGCAGCUUGGGAAAGAAACCAGAGAUCGCUCAGGUGAUCGCCCCCUACAGUGCUACAGGAGCAGAGCAGCUCACGUUGGCUCCUGGGCAGCUCAUCCUCAUCAGGAAAAAGAACCCAGGGGGCUGGUGGGAGGGUGAGCUCCAGGCUCGAGGGAAAAAGCGGCAAAUAGGUUGGUUUCCGGCCAAUUACGUGAAGCUGCUCAGUCCCAGCACCAGUAAGACGACGCCCACAGAGCCGACACCUCCUAAACUGACUCCUGCCAACACAGCUGUGUGUCAGGUGAUCGGCAUGUACGACUACCUGGCGCAGAACGACGACGAGUUGGCCUUCCUGAAGGGUCAGGUGAUCACAGUGCUCAACAAGGACGACUGUGAUUGGUGGAAAGGAGAGCUCAACGGGAGGGAGGGUCUGUUUCCCAGCAACUACGUCAAACUCACCACGGAUACCGACCCGAGCACGCAGUGGUGCGCUGACCUCCACCUGCUGGACAUGCUGAGUCCCACGGAGAGGAAGCGACAGGGCUACAUCCACGAGCUGAUCGUCACUGAGGAGAACUACGCUAACGACCUGCAGCUCGUCACAGAGAUUUUCCACAAACCUCUGCUGGAGUGCGAGCUGCUGACGGAGAAGGAAGUCGCCAUGAUCUUCGUCAACUGGAAGGAGCUCAUCAUGUGCAACAUCAAACUGCUCAAAGCGCUGAGAGUGAGGAAGAAGAUGUCAGGAGAUCGGAUGCCGGUGAAGAUGAUCGGUGACAUCCUGACCAAUCAGCUGCCUCACAUGCAGCCCUACAUCAGGUUCUGCUCGUGUCAGCUGAACGGAGCGACGCUGAUUCAGCAGAAAACAGACGACAGCCCUGAGAUCAAAGAUUUCCUCAAGAGGUUAGCCAUGGACCCCAGGUGCAAGGGGAUGCCUCUGUCCAGUUUCCUGCUCAAGCCCAUGCAGAGAGUCACACGCUACCCACUCAUCAUCAAGAACACAUUAGAAAACACUCCGGAGUCUCAUCCUGACCACAGUCACCUGAAAGCUGCUCUGGAGAAAGCAGAGGAGCUGUGUUCACAAGUGAACGAGGGCGUCAGAGAGAAAGAAAACUCGGAUCGUCUGGAGUGGAUUCAGGCUCACGUUCAGUGUGAAGGCCUGUCGGAGCAACUGGUGUUUAACUCGGUCACAAACUGUUUGGGUCCCAGGAAGUUUCUCCACAGCGGGAAACUGUUCAAAGCCAAAAGCAGCAAAGAGCUGUACGGCUUCUUGUUCAACGACUUCCUGCUGCUGACUCAGGUCACCAAGCCUCUGGGCUGGUCCGGCUCAGACAAAGUUUUCUCAUCAAAAACACAUCUUCAGUACCGCAUGUACAAGACGCCGAUCUUCCUGAACGAGGUUCUGGUGAAGCUGCCGACCGACCCGUCAGGAGACGAACCUCUGUUCCACAUCUCCCACAUCGACCGGGUCUACACGCUCCGAGCCGAGAGCAUCAACGAGCGGACGGCGUGGGUUCAGAAAAUCAAGGCAGCGUCAGAACUCUUCAUCGAGACGGAGAAGAAGAAGAGAGAGAAGGCGUAUCUAGUUCGCUCUCAGAGAGCCACAGGGAUCGGUCGGCUGAUGGUCAACAUCGUGGAGGGAAUCGAGCUCAAACCUUGUCGCUCUCACGGUAAAAGUAAUCCAUACUGUGAGGUGACCAUGGGCUCCCAGUGCCAUAUCACCAAAACAUUACAGGACACGUUGAAUCCGAAGUGGAACUCCAACUGUCAGUUUUUUAUAAAGGACCUGGAGCAGGACGUCCUCUGUGUCACCGUGUUUGAACGAGACCAGUUCUCCCCCGACGACUUCCUGGGAAGGACCGAGAUCCGGUUGGCUGAAAUAAAGAAGGAUCAGGGCUCUAAAGGACCAAUCACCAAGCGGCUGCUUCUGCACGAGGUUCCCACAGGAGAGAUCGUCGUCAGGCUGGACCUCCAGCUGUUUGAAGAACCUUGAACCCAGAACAGGACCAGCACGGACUGGUCUCCAGGGACUGGGGCUGGAUUAGACUGGACUGGUCUGGAUUGUGUUAGUCUGGUUCACUUUCUUAGUGCUCAGAGGCAUUUAGGAGGAAGCUGAGGAAACAUUUCAAUUACUGUCAUUUGCCAGUUAAAUAUUAGAUUCCUAGUUUCUGAAAAGUCUUAAAAAUCUCUCAACUCAGUUUUAAAAAAGAUUUAAAACUUCACGUGAGUCUGAAACUCCAGUGGAUUACGAUGCAGGCGUCUUUUUUAUCCUGCUAAUAAGUGAUGUGUCAUUAUUUAUGUUUAUUACAGCUGGAAACUGUAGCUCAGAAAGUGGACAGUGAUUGUCAGUUUGUUUUUAAUUAUUAAUUUAUGUAAAGUUAUAUUUGGGUCUUUAUUGACAGGACAGUAAACAUGAGCCGGGUCGGAAUCGAACCCACAGCCUCUGCAGGAGGACUCGAUCCUCUGUAAUGAUUUUUAUUGGGUAGUCUACUCCGUUAAAUAAUAUUUAACUGGUAAAUGCUGCAGAAACUUCAUUAUACUUAAAAAAAAAACGAAUAGCAAGAAAAGAAAUUUAAAUUGGAUAUAAGAAAUUAAUAUUGUACCUAAACUCGUGUGUCUGCUGUUUCUGAAUCUCUUAAAAUGUACAUUCCACGCCACAAAAGUCUUACGCACCAUAAAUGUUCAUGUCUUAAGUUUUUUUACUGGUCUUAAAAAUUAGAGGAGAGUUCCAGUAAGUAGAUUCAUACUGGGAUUUUUAGAGUAAAGACGAACUUACAGAGGCUGUCUCUAGUCCAGUACAGUCCAGUCCACUCCAGUCUAGUCCAGUUCAGUCCAGUCCAGUCCAGUCCAGCUCUGUCGGCCUUCAGUCUGGUUCACGACAGUAUUGAUCCAGUCGUCUUUUGUGUCAUCAGACAGACUCUCCACUGACAAUCCCAGCCCUCCUGCUUUGUCCCUACAAACCCCUAAACCCCUGUGUGUGUCUGUGUGUGUCUGUGUGUGUGGGGGCGUACGUGUACAUGAGUGUGUGUAUGCAUGUGUGUGUGAAUGCCUGUAAGAGCGUUAAGGUGGACAAGCUAAUUAACGGUACGGUUCAGUGUACAUUUUAUUUUUUAUCGUACAACUCUCUCGGAGUCUUAGGGUCGAGUCUCAGCGUCUGGGUUCUGCAUGUUAAAGGGACGGUGACAUUUUGAAUUUAUGUACAGGUGCAAUGAGAAAAGUUAACAAUGCGAAUAAGCUAAAACUACAGUAACACACAAAACAUGACGAGUGUCCGGUGUACAUAAAUUACAGACAUGCCAAAAUGUCCCUUUGUAUGAAUAAUAAUAAUAAUAAUAAUAAUAGCGCUGGUGAGGAUGUGGCUGACGCAGGGAAACAGGAUUGACAGCUAAUUUAAAUUGAGGUACUGUAAAGAAGAAUGUCUUUGUUUUUAUUUGAUGUUGAACGCACACAGGGGUUCUAGCUCUAAAGGUGAUUCUUCUGUCACGUGUUUAACCCGACAGUAUCCGAAAAGGCCCAGAGCCGGAUCCAUCGGGGGCCCCCCGAACACGCUAUAGGUACCGCAGACGUGUAUUUUAUUGAAACGUCAUUUCCACACGCUAACCAUGAGAAAGCUAAGUGUAGAAAUCAUUUGACUGUGCGUCGGCACUCCCAGCACUUUCAAAACAGACACAAACAUUAGAGCAGAGGACACGACUAACAUCGCACAGCAGCCAUUUUGAAUGCUCAAAGCAGGAAACGUAACCUGGAGGAUUAGUAAAAAUAAAAGAGGAAGUGAUUUUCUUGUUGUCAGUAAAAGACCAAAAUUCUCUCAGUAGCCUCGAUUGGAUUUAAAGAUGGACGACAUGGCACCAGCUCAAAAGUGAAGCCAAAUGAUCUUGAUUGCCCCCUAGUGGCAGUUUGAAUUUGUUCAAUCUUCAAAAAUGUUUACUAUCCAGCUUCGUACACAUUCGGAUCCGGUUGUGUUAUCUUGUUCGCUGAUUUUAAACGGACAACAAAUGUAAGACUUCACUUUUUGCUUAAAGUGUCUAUAUUCAUAUCAUUGUACUUGAUUUCUUUCAAGUACACAAACUCAGGAGUCACUCUGAAGGCAGCGCCAAUCCUCCACGCAGACUUUUCCCACCCGAGCGUUCAAAAUGGCCGCUGCGUUCGCCAGUCAGACAACAGAUAAAAUCCCAGUGUGUUCGCUCAGCGGAGUUGUAAAUAUAUAAGUUAGUUAGUUAGCUAGCUACUCGGCCAGUUAGUAAAUUUAGCUAGAAGUUUUUAAUUUAAUGCCAUGGUUUCAGUCACGCGCUGGAUUACCACGGAGACAACCUAACGUUACCUUUGUGACCAGUCACUGUCCAAUCAGAGGGCAGCGAGGCGGGUCGCAGCAUCUCGACAGUGGAGGAAGGUGUGAAUGUGUUUCCCCAGAUUGAAGCUAACGAUGAAGAUGAUGAUGAAGGUCGUCCUCGUCCCUGUCGACCCUACUGUUCUUACUGUUCCACCCGACCUCCUCUCCUCCCUGAACCUAAUCCAGUUUGAACCUGUUCUCACUGUCUAUCUUCCAGGUUGUGUAUACUACUACUGCUAAUCUGAGAGUUAAUAUAUGAGCGUGGGGGGGGGGGGGGGGGGGGGGCGAUGGAAACUGCUGUUAAUUAUCACUCUAGAAGAUGAUGUACGUUGUUGUCUUUCAAUGUUCAGAAUAAACUCCAGUUGGACCAAGA
Molecule: messenger RNA, 8436 nt
Organism: Platichthys flesus (European flounder)
Lineage: Eukaryota; Metazoa; Chordata; Actinopteri; Pleuronectiformes; Pleuronectidae
Gene: itsn1
Product: intersectin 1 (SH3 domain protein)
Exons: 46
Coding region: 210-5726 (1838 amino acids)
Biological process (GO): positive regulation of Rho protein signal transduction
Molecular function (GO): guanyl-nucleotide exchange factor activity; protein binding; calcium ion binding
Source: RefSeq, a predicted model, not a curated record